Molecule: messenger RNA, 2214 nt
Organism: Didymodactylos carnosus
Lineage: Eukaryota; Metazoa; Rotifera; Eurotatoria; Philodinida; Philodinidae
Source: the annotation of a GenBank genome assembly
AUGUACAGUUUAUCGUGUUUUUUUCCAGCUCAAUAUGACAGUUAUCCAAUUAAUGGCACAGUAGCUUCGUUAAUACCAUUAUCAUCAGACGAAAGUCUAACAUCAGCAACAACUCAAUUGAUUAAUAAUUUUACUGACUCAGUCAUUUCUGCACGAGAACAAAUAUCAAACACAACAGAAAACUCAACGUUCGUUUCACUAUAUAAUACUGUGGAUAACAUUACGAGCAUUGAAAAUGGCUACAAUUAUUCAGUAUCGUUGUUGUAUUCCACCGAUUCUAUCCAUCAAUUUGAAAAUUCUACUACAUAUGUACAAGAUGAGCUAACUCCUAGUAAUUUAACACAUAUUUCUAUUACAGACCCGGAAAACGCGAGUAAUGUAACAUUUACUAACGAUUUUGAUUAUACUGAUAUACCAAAUGGAACAACAGCUCUUGUAUAUGAUAAUAAAUUAGAGACCAAUAUUCAAAAUUCGACUUCAAUAUUUAGUUCGUUUUACGAUUACGAUACGACAGAUAUACAAGACAAAUAUUCAAAUAUUUCAACUUUGUUCGAUAAUGUUUCGUUGUUUAAUGUUAAUGUUACAUUCAGUACUACUGCUAAGCCUAUAGAAUAUAGUGAACAUACUGCAUUUGAUGAUCAAGAUUUUAAUUCAACUUUUGUAACAAAUCAUGAAUCAACGAUAUAUGAUACAUCAUAUUCAACCGCUGUAUUUAGCGAAGAUACCGAUAUUUCCGAUUUAACAACAUUUACUGAUAGUGACGAUCGAACAACCUUAUCCAAUGAUUUAACGACUAAAUUCGAAAAAACAUUAAUAUUGGAUGACAUUUGUCGUUUGAAUCCUGACAAGUGUUCAUGGGAAAAUUCUUACGAUAUCGAUAAAACUGAUUCAUCUCUACCACAAGCAUUAUGGAAAAAAACUUUAUCAUCUUUUUCGGUUGGUAAUACUUCACUAGAUAAAAGACCUGCAGGCUCUGAUUCUGUUGUCUACAUUGUCGAAUAUAAACCACAAUGUUUAAAUCGUGUUUGUAAAGUAAAAUUAAAACAUACAAAAACAAUUAAUAUCAAAACAAAUGGUUGUUUAAAAUUUUCAAUAUGGGCAAGAGGAAAUCUUAGAAAUAGUCAAUUUUGGAUUGAAGAAUUAUCGAUACAAAACGGUCGUGAAGAAAUUUCUAUUAGAGAAAUUGGUUUAUCACUUAUGUUUAAAAAUAAGACAGAUUGGAUACACAUCCAACAUGAAAUUAAAAAAAAUAUAUUUCCACAAAAAACAUUGAUGUUAAAAGUUAGAAUUACGUUCAAAGAUCCACUGAUUGAUAGUUUUGCAAUUUCAAAUUUGAAAUUAGACUUAACAAAGGAAUGUAUGGAUAAAUCUGCUCUGUUAACUACUCAACAUUACCGACAUAAUGAGACUUCAACAACCAAAUGGUCUCGUUUUCCUUAUUAUACAACAAUUAAUAAUUACAGACGACAAAGAAUAGAGAAUCGUUCAACAACUGUUCAACGUCGUUUAACACUUCGUUCAUUUGAUGAAAUUGAAGAAGGAUCUGGGUCAACAACAAAUAUAUUUCCCACAGAGUAUGCCACCACCAAUGAUGAAUCGAGUGCUAUGAUAAUGAUUAACAAUACUCUUCAUACUACUGAUGACUUUUCAUUAUACACAAAUAUAAUUGAUAGCAAUAGCUCUGAGAUUUCGACUAUGUCUGGAACAAAUAUCGAAUUAACCUCAACUAUACAGGAUGACUUAGUCGUAACAGAUUCUUCUGAAAUAAAAACAAGUAGAUCAACCGUUGCUUACAAAAAAUCGUAUCCUCGUUCAUCAUCGUUACUCAUAUUUCCGCUUGAAAUGAAUAUUGCAAAGCGUUUUAUUAUUAUUAUAUCAACAUUAUGUUUAUCACUCGUCUGUUGUACAACAUUAUGUGCCAUAUGUGCUCUGUGUCGUCGACGAACUGCAGUGUGGAAUGUACGUUUCGAUUCACCAAUACAACUGAUUCGUAAAAUAUCUUUACACUCAUUACCAUUGAAACAAAUAAGUCGACAGGCAUCGACAAUUGUACGACCGAAAAGUACAGUAUUAAAAGCUGUUAGCUCAAUUUAUAGUAAAGACAUAUCAUCACGUUACAAACCGACUGAUACGCCUUCAUCAUCGAUGUCAACGUCAAGCCAAAUGUCAAAACUAUCAGAUAAUUCAGCCGCAUCUUAUUACACUUACUUGUAG